Candida albicans SC5314 is the source of this 501-nucleotide messenger RNA. RefSeq lists its product as uncharacterized. The transcript has a single exon. The record is from RefSeq and is a predicted model, not a curated record. The coding region runs from base 1 to 501 and encodes 166 amino acids. NCBI's taxonomy places the organism in Eukaryota, Fungi, Ascomycota, Pichiomycetes, Serinales, Debaryomycetaceae.
AUGUUUAGCAGACAAUUGGCAAGACAAAUUGAACGUAACAAACACGUUAGAAACUUUUCAUUGACCCAAUGGUUCAAGUCAUGGAAAGAAGCUGCCCAAUCACAGCGGUUGAUUUAUCCUCCUCCAGCCUCGCAAUUCACCACACAGAACAGAAUUAUUGACACAUAUAUCACCAACAAGCAAGAAUUAUACACAUACCUUUCUGUGAAGCCACCCUUGUUAUUAAAUUUCACGUUUGCUACCAAGGAGAACAACAAAGUUACGCAAGCUUUAUUUGAUGUUUUGAGUGACAAGUCCAAAUACCCAAAUAACGAACCAGUUUACCUUGUAAAUAUUUUAGCAGAUUCAGAAGGUGGAAGAGAGUUAAUGCUAGAUUACGUUGUGGGAUCCAAAAUACCUAGCAUUAUUGUUUUAAAACAUCAAUUGCCGAGUGGGAAAUAUGUCCCAGAUUUAGAGACUUUUACAGAACAAGAUUUAAUUGAAUGGUUGAAACAUAUUUGA